CAACAAUGAGCGCAUCAAAACAAGUAAUCCUCCGCGUCACCGAAAGCGAACUGAACUGCCAAGAUCCAUACGAAUUCGUCCGUUUUUACUUCAUAAAGUUCCCCUCGAAUGCAUCAUCAGACUCAAGUCGCCAUUUCAUUCACUACCAACCACCGAGUGAUAUUCCCGGCGCCAAGGUCCACAUUGUCAUCGAUCUGGAGACACCGGAUUUUGCGGGGACUCUUGCGGAACCUCCUUCGUGAGAUUCGAUAGUGAUGGGUUUUACCCUGGGGGAGAAAGCA
This is a messenger RNA of Aspergillus candidus, 281 nucleotides long. RefSeq lists its product as uncharacterized. The transcript has 2 exons. The coding region runs from base 6 to 242 and encodes 78 amino acids. NCBI's taxonomy places the organism in Eukaryota, Fungi, Ascomycota, Eurotiomycetes, Eurotiales, Aspergillaceae. The record is from RefSeq and is a predicted model, not a curated record.